Molecule: messenger RNA, 1141 nt
Organism: Nicotiana tabacum (common tobacco)
Lineage: Eukaryota; Viridiplantae; Streptophyta; Magnoliopsida; Solanales; Solanaceae
Source: RefSeq, a predicted model, not a curated record
AACCCGAGAACUUGAAAAGCUCCAAUCACUUUCCUUCACUGUCUGAAAAUUCUCCGCCCUCUUUUUUUCCCCCUCUUUCCCGAGAAAAAUUCGCGCAUGCACAGUCAGAAAUUCAAUUCAUUCACUUUCUAGGCAAAUGAGUAGCAGAGGUGGUGGAACUACAGAUACUCCUUUUCUAAGGAACUACAGGCUUGGUAAAACUCUUGGCCAUGGAUCCUUCGGUAAAGUUAAAAUUGCUGAGCAUUUGCAGACUGGGCACAAAGUGGCUAUCAAAAUCCUUAACCGUCGAAAAAUGAAGACUCCCGACAUGGAGGAAAAAUUGAGAAGAGAAAUAAAAAUAUGUAGAUUAUUUGUGCAUCCACAUGUCAUACGACUCUACGAAGUAAUAGAGACACCAUCGGAUAUAUAUGUUGUGAUGGAGUAUGUUAAGUCUGGUGAACUCUUUGAUUAUAUUGUAGAAAAGGGCAGGUUACAGGAAGAUGAAGCUCGCCAUUUUUUUCAGCAGAUUAUUGCUGGUGUAGAGUACUGCCAUAGGAAUAGGGUGGUUCAUCGGGACCUUAAGCCUGAGAAUCUGCUUUUGGAUGCAAGACGCAAUGUAAAAAUAGCAGAUUUUGGCUUGAGCAACAUUAUGCGAGAUGGCCAUUUUCUGAAGACAAGUUGUGGAAGUCCAAAUUAUGCAGCCCCUGAGGUUGUCUCUGGGAAACUUUAUGCUGGUCCCGAGGUAGAUGUUUGGAGUUGUGGCGUUAUCUUAUAUGCUCUUCUUUGUGGUACACUUCCUUUUGACGAUGAGAAUAUUCCUAACCUUUUCAAGAAAAUAAAGAGUGGGCUCUACACCCUUCCAAGUCAUCUAUCAGCUGGAGCUAGGGAUUUGAUACCAAGGAUGCUAAUUGUUGACCCUAUGAAGCGGAUAACCAUGGCUGAUAUUCGUCAGCACCAGUGGUUCAAAAUUCAUCUUCCUCGGUAUUUGGCCGUCCCUCCACCUGAUGCUAUGCAACAUCUCAAAAAGCUUGACGAGGAAAUUCUCCAGCAAGUAAUGAGGAUGGGGUUUGAUAGAGACCAGUUGCUCGAAUCUUUGCAAAAGAGAAUACAAGACGAUGUACGUUGCUUCUUACAUCAUUACCUCUGACUCUGUCUCUUGGCA